Anopheles coustani is the source of this 351-nucleotide messenger RNA. RefSeq lists its product as uncharacterized. The record is from RefSeq and is a predicted model, not a curated record. NCBI's taxonomy places the organism in Eukaryota, Metazoa, Arthropoda, Insecta, Diptera, Culicidae. The coding region runs from base 1 to 351 and encodes 116 amino acids. The transcript is spliced from 2 exons.
AUGACUAAGUUCAUCUGCAUCGUGCUGGCACUGGUCUGCCUUGGCGCAGUCACCGUACACGGACAGUACACGACCGACGUGAAGUGCACCACCCUAUCCGAGUGCAUCUGCAAGCUGCCGAAGAUCAUCGGAGCGGUCGCAGGACGGAAGGCCUCGGCCACCAUCCGCAACCCGGUCAACGGCCAGACGUACACGCUGGAUCUGUCCAAGCCGUCGCAGGCCGUUGCCGACUACUGCGCCCAGCUGCAGCGCGGCCAAACCCCGCAGGCACUGCCCUUCGCGCCGCCCGUGAACGGAAACAAACUUGCCCAGGUUCAAGCGCUCCUGGCCGCUCGUGGAAUCAAAGGUUAA